AUGGCCAUUUUCUCAUCAGACAAGGAAGUCGAUUUCCGGUCCCGCCUCAUAUUUCGGCGUCUACACCACUCUUCUUCCGCGAUCUUAACAUUAGCUGUGUUCUCCAGCGCUAUGGCUGUGGGUGCUAUGAUUUUUAACGAAGCCCAGGCUACGAGAUCCUCCUUCCGCUUCGUUGCAGAUGGUCUUUUGGGUAGCUCUACCCAGACGGGAAUUAUUGCUGCCGCUACGACGAUUAUGAUGAAAUUCCAAUGUGAAAGCCACGCACCGGUAACAGGAAUGGAUCAUGGAGGUAUCUGGGUACCAAUCGGACUUUUGGAUAUUUCUGUUAUUGAGUUCGUUGUAGGAUUCGUACUCUGCAAUUGGGACGAUAAUGACCAUUGGGGAAGCCAGUUGACGGGAUUUCACUUGUUUAUUCUUUUGUUUGUUAUCAUAUUCCUUACUCUGCAGGUGUGGGCUACUGGUUUAGAGGAUCAUCCCAAGCAGUCCCUCAAGACGAGUCUCUAUGGAAGGUGA
Messenger RNA from Talaromyces proteolyticus, 513 nucleotides. RefSeq lists its product as uncharacterized. The record is from RefSeq and is a predicted model, not a curated record. The coding region runs from base 1 to 513 and encodes 170 amino acids. NCBI's taxonomy places the organism in Eukaryota, Fungi, Ascomycota, Eurotiomycetes, Eurotiales, Trichocomaceae. The transcript has a single exon.